AUGUGGCUGAUGAGGUGGCAACAAGGCGUAGACGUGAUGAGGUGGCAACAAGGCGUAGACGUAACGGAAGGACAAGCGGAACUGAUAGUACAAACGAUAAACAUGACGGCCGGCCGAUGGGUGUCCAACGAACUCUUAGCCCAUCCUCAAUACAGACUCCUCUCAUCCGUCAUUAAUAACAUCUGUCACGAAAUAUCCCACGUAAAUAAUCGAACCUGUAUGCAAGUCAACAGUACAACUAUAAAUUCGAUAGAUUCCAAAAUGCAAGAACUCGUGCAACUCGUGCUUAGCGACUCACCGGAUGAUCUUGAUCAGGAUUUGAAGCAGACGUUCCUCACCGUUGCAAAAACCUUCUACUACAAGGCGUACUGCGAUCCUGAGACAAUUAAUGUUCAUAUUUCCAAAGUAAUGUUCGAAACGAUAAUAUGA
Molecule: messenger RNA, 429 nt
Organism: Lactuca virosa
Lineage: Eukaryota; Viridiplantae; Streptophyta; Magnoliopsida; Asterales; Asteraceae
Source: the annotation of a GenBank genome assembly